Messenger RNA from Dioscorea cayenensis subsp. rotundata (Guinea yam), 1205 nucleotides. Its product is annotated as U11/U12 small nuclear ribonucleoprotein 25 kDa protein. The transcript has 6 exons. The coding region runs from base 139 to 762 and encodes 207 amino acids. Gene Ontology annotation, biological process: mRNA splicing, via spliceosome. Gene Ontology annotation, cellular component: U12-type spliceosomal complex. The record is from RefSeq and is a predicted model, not a curated record. Lineage: Eukaryota; Viridiplantae; Streptophyta; Magnoliopsida; Dioscoreales; Dioscoreaceae.
GGAAAAAAAAGCUGUGAAAAAAAAAGUGAGAAAAAAAGGGCCCUUUUUUCUUCUCCUCUUUCUCUCUUUGCUGCACCCCUCGCGCCCAAAACCCUCGUCUCCAUCCCACCUCCUCUCGCCCUCCACGCCGGCGCCACCAUGGGAUCUCCCCCCGGCUCGCUCCCCAAUUUGUAUUUUUCUAAGCAGAUGGAAAUAGGAUCUCAGAAUGAAGAAGUUGUUGCUUAUAAUAGUUCUACUGCCAAAAAGGCCAGAUUGCAGGCUACGCUUUCUGCUCUUCUUGAUGAUCCAUUAUUGUUCGAUGUUCCUAGGAAACCAACCCUUGUGGAUGUUGAUACCUUGAUUAACAUGGAGUUAGGAAGUGCGAUGAAAGUAACAGUGGUUAAGGUGGACACUACCUCAUUUGAUGUUACUGUUUUCAACUCUGCUACACUCAAAGACUUGAAAUCAGCAAUCAGUAAGAAAAUAAAUGAGGUAGAGCAAGCACAGAUGGGCCACCGCUUCAUUUCCUGGAGGCAUGUCUGGAACAAUUUUUGUCUUAGUCAUCAAAAUGAGAAGCUCAUUGAUGACAAGUCUUUACUUGCAGCCUUUGGUAUCCGUAACAACUCGAAGCCAUGGCUUGAGCAUAACUUUCAGAUUAAUGAUGCUGCGCGGCCUGAUGAGAAUAAUAUAAUACACAAGGUUGUCUGUCAGCGGCCAACAAGUCUAAUACUUGAGGGACCAAGCUGUAUCGGGAAGACAACUUGGGCAAGAUCUCUAGGUUAAUUUUACUCCAUGUGUGAUAUCCAGAUUAUUCCGAAAACAUUCAAGGAGAAGAAAGCAUAGGUUUUUUCAUGGUCUUAGCAAGAAAUCAUGAUUAUUGAUCAAUGCUAUCGUUAUUUUGAAUUAAUGCUAUGAUCCAUAAACUUUUGAGCAAAGACUGUUUGGUACUUAUAAGUAUUUUCUUCAGCCCUGCAAAGUUCCUGGGUGAAAACCAGCAGCAGUCAUCAUCUUUAUCUUUCCAGAUAAUGGUUGGUCAGAUGUGUGCCUUCUUUGCGGCUACAUGUUAAUUCUACUGCAGGCUUUAGUUAGGAUUAUAUAACUUUGAACGUUUGAAUGUUAGGAAGAUAAUGCAUAGGAUUCAGUCAUUGAUUAUGCUUAUAUAUAUAUAUAUAUAUAUAAAUUGGUGACAAACACUUUUUUUUAUUUUUUUUGUAUUGUACUUGAAA